AGGAGUGAGACAAAGGGGAGGAGGGUCACGAGUCAAAGCGGCGGCGGGGAGGAUGCCACCGCCGGCGACUCACGGCCUCCGGGCUCCAGUUGGACCGGGUUAAGCAGAGCUUCAGAGGCUUCUAGAGCGGCGCGCGAACCUGCUGCUCCCCCUGCAGCGAAGAAGACCUGACACCCCCCCUGCCUGACCCGCUGACAGCGCCACCCCCGCCCCUCCCCAGAGAUGGCAAAUCCCGAGGUUGUAAUCAGUAGCUGCAGCUCUCAAGAAGAGGAAAAUCGCUGCACUUUUAACCAGCAUACAUCGCCCUCUGAGGAGCUUCUGUUAGAAGACCAGAUGAGGCGAAAACUCAAAUUUUUUUUCAUGAAUCCUUGUGAGAAGUUCUGGGCUCGUGGUAGAAAACCAUGGAAGCUUGGCAUACAAAUUCUAAAAAUUGCGAUGGUGACUAUACAGCUGGUCUUUUUUGGGCUGAGUAACCAGAUGGUUGUAGCUUUCAAGGAAGAGAACACUAUAGCAUUCAAACACCUCUUCUUAAAAGGAUAUGUGGACCGAAUGGAUGACACUUACGCAGUCUACACGCAAAGUGAUGUGUAUGAUCAGAUCAUCUUUGCAGUAAACCAGUACUUGCAGCUGCGCAGUAUCUCGGUGGGGAAUCAUGCAUAUGAGAACAAGGGUACCGAGCAGUCUGCUAUGGCGAUCUGUCAGCACUUCUACAAGCAAGGGAACAUCUGUCCUGGAAAUGAUACCUUUGACAUUGAUCCAGAAAUGGAGACUGAAUGUUUCUUUGUAGAGCCCGAUGAACCUUUUCACAUUGGAACACUGGAAGAAAAUAAACUCAACUUAACACUGGACUUUCACAGACUCCUAACAGUGGAGCUGCAGUUUAAACUGAAGGCCAUUAAUCUGCAGACCAUUCGUCAUCACGAGCUCCCUGACUGUUACGACUUUACUCUGACUAUAACAUUUGACAAUAAGGCCCACAGUGGAAGGAUUAAGAUAAGCUUAGAUAACGACAUUUCCAUCAGAGAAUGUAAAGACUGGCACGUAUCAGGAUCAAUUCAGAAGAACACUCACUACAUGAUGAUCUUUGAUGCCUUUGUUAUUCUGAUAUGCUUGGCUUCGUUAAUCCUGUGCCUUCGAUCUGUGAUUACAGGACUUCAGCUUCAGCAGGAAUUUGUCAAUUUUUUCCUCCUCCAUUACAAGAAGGAAGUUUCUGUUUCUGAUCAAAUGGAAUUCGUCAAUGGAUGGUACAUCAUGAUUAUUAUUAGUGACAUAUUGACAAUUAUUGGAUCAAUUUUGAAAAUGGAAAUCCAAGCUAAGAGUCUAACAAGUUAUGACGUCUGUAGCAUACUUCUUGGGACUUCCACCAUGCUCGUGUGGCUCGGAGUCGUUCGAUACCUCGGUUUCUUUCAGAAGUACAACCUCCUUAUUCUGACCCUUCAGGCAGCGCUGCCCAAUGUCAUCAGGUUCUGUUGCUGUGCCGCAAUGAUUUAUUUAGGCUAUUGCUUCUGUGGAUGGAUUGUGCUGGGGCCUUACCAUGAUAAGUUCCGUUCUCUGAACAUGGUCUCCGAGUGCCUUUUCUCUCUGAUAAAUGGAGAUGAUAUGUUUGCCACAUUUGCAAAAAUGCAACAAAAAAGUUAUUUGGUCUGGUUGUUUAGCAGAAUUUACCUCUACUCAUUCAUCAGUCUCUUUAUAUAUAUGAUUUUAAGUCUUUUCAUUGCGCUGAUCACUGAUACAUAUGAAACAAUUAAGCAUUACCAACAAGAUGGCUUCCCAGAGACUGAACUUCGUACAUUUAUAGCAGAAUGCAAAGAUCUACCCAAUUCUGGAAAAUACAGAUUAGAAGACGACCCUCCAGGUUCUAUAUUCUGCUGUUGUAAAAAGUAGCUAUCAGGCUAAUCUGUGCUCUAGAGGGAUAUAUAAUAUAGAGCUGAGUUGGGAAACUGUAUGGAUAUUUUAAGAUCAGGUACAGUAUAUUUGAAGACCAUUACUUUGAGCAAACCAAUAGCUAUAAUUUAUCAAGAACUAUUUAUAUUUUUAAAAGCAAUAUUUAAUGUCUUUUGCAGCUUUAUAUUGGGUUUAUUUUUUUAAAUUAACUUGGAUGAGAGAAGCCACUGGGUUGUUGUUAUUUCUUGUUUAUUUUGCCAUAAGCUUUAGAAUAUGUUCUCUAUCCCCCUCUUCAGCUCUUACACUCUUGCUUCCAGCUAUUUUUACUGGAUUGAUUGUGUCAUCAGUGGAGAACAAUGCCUAGUCUGACUUCAUAAAACUCACUAACUCUGGUCUUGACCACUCUCCGGGGUUCAUCCCUGAGAGAGAGGGGAAGUGGUUGGUAUAUAUCAGUAAUUUAUUUUAUUUUAUUUUAUUUUAUUUUAUUUUAUUUUAUUUUAUUUUAUUUUA
This is a messenger RNA of Leopardus geoffroyi (Geoffroy's cat), 2394 nucleotides long. RefSeq names its product mucolipin TRP cation channel 3 (gene MCOLN3). Gene Ontology annotation, cellular component: lysosomal membrane; plasma membrane. Lineage: Eukaryota; Metazoa; Chordata; Mammalia; Carnivora; Felidae. Gene Ontology annotation, molecular function: NAADP-sensitive calcium-release channel activity. The record is from RefSeq and is a predicted model, not a curated record. The coding region runs from base 223 to 1884 and encodes 553 amino acids. The transcript is spliced from 13 exons.